This is a messenger RNA of Girardinichthys multiradiatus, 1966 nucleotides long. RefSeq names its product FAM161 centrosomal protein B (gene fam161b). The transcript is spliced from 9 exons. The record is from RefSeq and is a predicted model, not a curated record. Gene Ontology annotation, cellular component: cilium. Lineage: Eukaryota; Metazoa; Chordata; Actinopteri; Cyprinodontiformes; Goodeidae. The coding region runs from base 147 to 1763 and encodes 538 amino acids. Gene Ontology annotation, biological process: cilium organization.
AAAAAUAACUUAAUAAUUUUUUGAGUUAAAAAAUACAUUUUUUACUCAACAGAUAAGCCGUAGAAUACCUACAGAAAGUUUGGAUUACGCUUCGACACCGAUAAACACUUCCUGGAAGUUGUCGGUUUCCAGACAGAAAAAGAAAAAUGUCAAAAUGUGACACUUUGCUGGAGGAAGGACUCCAAACAGAACUGAUUUUCAAGGCUCACCUUAAGAUUUUGAGAAUGGCCCUUCAGCAGCAGCUGCAGGACACAAAGAGGAAACAGACAGAAGAGCUCGAUAAAAGGAUUAAUCAGAACACUCUCUUUUCAACAGACACAUCUCAAAAGUAUGAAGAAGAAAGAUUUGGAGCAAGGAGAUCCACUCCUGCAUCUUUUCUUAUUUCAGACAAAAAGACCUCCCUCUGUUGUAAACAGAGGCCUAAUCUGUUUUCUCUGUCACUGGUACCUUCAGCAAACUCAAAGCGCUGUUCUGUCAGCGCUCAGCAGUGUGAAAGGUGUGCUUCAUCUAAAACAACACAGCAGAUAAAAGAAGAGGAGGCUGAGGCUGAGUGCAAGAAAACGUUUAGCGCUGUCCCUGUCGCAGGCCAUGUUAUUCAGCCCAUCUACCAGGAGAUGAUGGAGCUCAGAGAGAAGGAAAGGAAACAGGGCCAUGAGCAGAGAAAAGAGUUCCUGCUCUCCAUUCAGAAACCUUUUAGCUUUGAGCAGAGAAACAAGAACAAAAGGGAGAAGGAGACAGCAAUAGUCUCAGAGGAUCCAAAAAACAGUGUUCCUAUUCGGAAAACGUCCCACAGAAACAUGAAGGAUUUAAGAGAAGAUAAAGGUCAGCAGGAAGUUUGCAGAAAUAUCCACACUCAAAUUAUUUUAAAACAACAGAAUCUAGCUCAGGCUGGCUGCCAGAAACUUCGCAGCGCUGAUCACACCAGGAGAAAAAAGCUGGGUUUCUUGGAUCAGGAGCCAAGCUUCAAACCAAGAAUCAUCCCUCAGGUCCCAGAUUUUAAAAAGCUGCACAAGGAUUUGCAAACAGAAGCACUGGAGAAAAAGCAGAGUCAAGAUGUGACAAAGUGUCAGCCCUUCUUCCUGAGGACAUCUGCUCUACCAGAAAGGAAAAGUUUGAAGAUCCCAGAAAGCUCACAGGUUUCUAAAAUUAAUAAUCCCAGAAACAGCAAGCCACUUGCAGCCCAAACACUGAUAUCUGCAGACACUCUUCCCACGUAUAUCACAGAUGCUGUGAGGCAGCGCUGUGCAGCCAUCAGAAAAUCAAUAGAGAUGAGGGAAAAUAAAAAUCAAGAGAGUGCAGAGUGGUUAAAAAACUACCAGAUGAGAUCCCAAGCAAUGAAGAAGACUGUAGUUCUUCAUGCAAAGUUGCUGGACCCCCACAGUAGCCUGAAAGACGUGUGUAACGAAAAUCGACUGCAUCAUCAGGAAGCUGAUCUGCAAAGAACGAGAGAUUACAUGAAAGAAUUACGAGACAUGAAGGCCCGGGUUCGUGAGAGACCUUAUUUGUUUGAACAGGUGAAACAGAAGAAUGCAAAGGCCCAUGCAGAGCAGACAUACAGGAGAAAGCUGCAGAAAACUGGGAUAAAAGAGCAGUUUGUUGAAGAAACUGGAGAAUCAUUCAGAUUCGAUUACGCUGCAUCUUAUACGAGUAGCCACGGCUCUGAAAAGAAAAUUCAAAGCAGGGAGGAAAAUGUAGACGAUGGGGAGAAAAUUGAAGAUGUGGAAGAGAAGAGCGUGAAGUCCAAAGGGGAAGAAAUGCCAUGAUCAAAAAGGUUCAGGAAGUGCUGAGAUUUUGUGGUCUCCACUAGAAAACAACACUGAUUAAAAAAAAUGAUUCAUGUCACAGCGAACACCAAGGACCUGAUUGUUUUGGAAGUUCACCUAUAAGUUAUGAAAAUACAAAUCAUGUGAAGUUUACACUUUAAAAUGUUAAGAGCUAAAUAAAAAUAAAAUGCUUUACAACUCUA